This is a messenger RNA of Penaeus monodon (black tiger shrimp), 861 nucleotides long. RefSeq lists its product as uncharacterized. The record is from RefSeq and is a predicted model, not a curated record. NCBI's taxonomy places the organism in Eukaryota, Metazoa, Arthropoda, Malacostraca, Decapoda, Penaeidae.
AUUGAAAUGAACCUUCAGCUGCUGAUUAGAUCCCUGUUGCUGACUGCAGCAGUAAUGGUCGAAACUCAGGAAGUCACCUACACUGGGGUCCUGUGGAAGGCAGCCAACGUCCGGGAUUCCAUAAAGGAGACGCCUGUGGAAGAAUUCACAACGGAAAGGGAGCUUGCUUGUGCUGCCGAAGCCCAAAGGCGACCCUGGUGUACCUUGUAUUGCUACACUGGUAACUUGUGCAGCCUUUACGGAGUGACAUUCCCUCCCUCUGUCUAUCCUGCCGUUGUCAACUGCAAGACGAUUUCUCCAUUCCCUCUAGCCUGCAGUCCUCCCUUCACCCCUUUCCUGAUGGUGGAGGACUUGGGGUGCCUCUACGUGCCACCAGCGCCGAGCAACUGGGACGCAGCAAGAGCGCAUUGCCUCUCUUACGGCGCUGAUCUGGUCGUCGUUUCGACCGAUGAGCAGUUCGUGGCCCUGAGAGAUUAUUUCAUAUCUGCCAACAUUCAGUCAAAGAAAUGGGUUGGAAUCAUCGAUCGAAAGUGGCUGGACGGUCGUCUGAUGGAAAUGUGGGAUGCAGGAGAACCAAACGGAGCUGUUGACGGAACACAAUGUGGCUUAUUGCAAGACGUUACUCUGCUGGAUGACACCUUUUGCACUAGGGAAUUCCAGUAUAUCUGCCAAGCCUAGUGAGGUCUCGUCACAACCAAAGGAAAGGCUGGAAGAGGUCACACACAUUCGUAUCUUAUUAGUGUAGACAUGAUAGAUAUUUAGAUUGUGUGUUAUCUAAUGUUUUUCACUGACACUGACUAAUCUAUCAUUUCCUGUUCUCUGAAAUUUACCCACUAUAUGAAGGUAUUUUAAAUUAUGUUA